Molecule: messenger RNA, 1622 nt
Organism: Gossypium raimondii (Peruvian cotton)
Lineage: Eukaryota; Viridiplantae; Streptophyta; Magnoliopsida; Malvales; Malvaceae
Exons: 5
Coding region: 322-1350 (342 amino acids)
Source: RefSeq, a predicted model, not a curated record
CCACGCGCCUUCUUGCUUUUUCCUACCUCCCUUUUAAUGGAUAAAAUCCCAUUUAGCUGUCAUUUCCCAUCUCUCAAAACAUUUAAAGAAACUUCGCUUCGUUACGGCAGCUCCCGUCUCAACGCGCCUCCCUUACCAUUCCACGCGCCACCUAUCUUCGUUUUCAUUUUCCUUCUCUCUCAUUUUCCUUCUAUCUUAAAUGAAAUGAGAAAGAUCUGAAGGAGAUUGGAAGUUGGUGAUUGAGAUUUGAGGUUUCUGAGGAGAGUGACUUAUUUUGGUAAUUUUAAUGAAGGAUGAACAACGUCUGGUGCUAAGAAGAAGAUGGGAGGAGUAACGUCUUCGAUUGCCGCGAAAUUUGCGUUCUUCCCGCCAAAUCCGCCGUCAUACAGAGUGCUAGAGGACGAGUUAUGCGCUGGUCAGCUUUACAUACCAGAGGUACCGAGGAGGGACGGUGUCGACGUCUUGAAGCUACGCACGCGCCGCGGGAACGACAUCGUCGCCGUCCAUAUAAAACACCCCAAGGCUUCCGCUACUCUCUUGUAUUCUCAUGGAAAUGCCGCUGAUUUAGGACAAAUGUUUGAGCUUUUCGUCGAGUUGUGUAAUCGCCUGCGGGUUAAUCUUAUGGGGUAUGAUUAUUCUGGCUAUGGACAAUCAACUGGAAAGCCAACAGAGUGUAAUACAUAUGCAGACAUAGAUGCAGCUUAUAAGUGCCUUAAGGAAGAGUAUGGAGUUAAAGAUGAACAGUUAAUAUUGUAUGGUCAGUCAGUUGGUAGUGGACCUACUGUUGAUCUUGCUUCUCGUUUGCCGAACUUGAGAGGCGUUGUUCUUCAUAGCCCAAUUUUGUCUGGCAUGAGAGUAUUGUACCCUGUCAAAAGGACAUACUGGUUUGACAUUUAUAAGAAUAUUGACAAAAUUGGAGCAGUGAACUGUCAGGUUUUGGUAAUUCAUGGGACAGCUGAUGAAGUGGUUGAUUGUUCCCAUGGUAAACAGCUUUGGGAGCUUUGCAAGAAUAAGUACGAUCCUUUAUGGGUAAACGGAGGAGGACAUUGCAAUCUGGAGCUCUACCCAGAAUUCAUUAGACAUUUGAAGAAAUUUGUACUGUCUCUACAUAAAUCAAAAGCAGCCACAAAUGGUUCUGAAAAAAUAGCGGUGAACUCUGACAAUCAGACAAAACCACCUGAUGGUGGAACUUCGGAUACUUUUAAACUGGAUGCUGACCUUCCAGAAGUUUCUAGAAACAGCUUAGAUAGUCGACUGGAGAAGUCUAAGAAGUCAAAUAAGCCUGAGAAGUCUCGAAUGAGCACAGACCGUGUUGAUAGGUUUAGACGAAAAAAGGGCUUAGUUUGGUGAUUACUUACACAAAGAACAUGUUAAAAAUAAAAAAAAAAAGCAUGCAGAUGUAUCCUGUUUGAGGUAAUUUACUUUCCUUUUUUAACCUUGAGCUUUUGUAAUAUUUUGAGAAUGAGUGUGUGAUGAUUCUCAUAAAAUGUUAAAAUUUUUCUGUAUGUAUCUUUCAGAUCAAACAAAGUGGAAUUCAAGUUUUAAAAAAUCUUCCGUUAUAAAUCCAUAGCUGUGAAAUCAAACAGUCCGAAUCUAAAUGAAAAUAUACUGGUUUUGGGCUA